Messenger RNA from Bacidia gigantensis, 2673 nucleotides. RefSeq lists its product as uncharacterized. The record is from RefSeq and is a predicted model, not a curated record. Bases 1 to 2673 code for a protein of 890 amino acids. NCBI's taxonomy places the organism in Eukaryota, Fungi, Ascomycota, Lecanoromycetes, Lecanorales, Ramalinaceae. The transcript has 3 exons.
AUGGCAAUGCUCCAUCACGCAGCCGCCGGCAACAAAUGUACGAACAGCCGCGGCGGGAUCGGUAACGCCGUUCUCUUAUUACAUCCCAUACGUGUUGAUGCCUGCCAGUCAUCAACCACGACCUUGGCUUGCUCUUCAUAUUUAGCAAGCCAAGCAGAGUACCUCAGAUCAUUUGACUUCACUGCAAACGCUUCGCAUCCUUUACCAGCAGAAUGGCAGCAGGGCUUCGGGCGAAGUCCACAAUGCUCAUCGUAUUCCUCCGCCAGUGAAGCUGCCUCCGGUUCGAAUCAUCUUCCGUUGUCUUUAUGUCCCAAUGAGCAAUCAACACCUCAAGGCGGGACUUUCCAAGGACUCCCACUCGAAAUACCGCCUGUGUAUCCCCCAGGCCACGACAAAAGCCACGAAAUCACGGGCAUAGAAUGUUGUGGAGACUGCUAUUUCCACGUACCACGAGUGCAAGUAUACUACUUCCCAGUCCCUACCGGACAGGCAUACUGCAAGUCAGUCGGUCGCCAAUACGGCUCCGUCUCAGACUUGAGCACAUGGCGCGCAUUGCCAGACUUCACAUCCCUUGACGAUACCGACGCAUCAGCCUACCAAGGGAGCACUGUCGUCAAUGGACACACUCUAGUCGCACCAUCAGUCUACAUGCAAGUCGAAGGCUCCAUGAUCGUCAACGACAAAUGCGGCUCCGUAGGCACCACUCUAACAUCCCCUUUAUUCUCCUUCGCUGCCGAGGACAUCUCCACCUUCGUUCUUCCUCCAGUCACAAGCCCACGACCCGACGGCUCCGAUCCUGUCCCCCUGCUAACAGGACAAUCCCAACUCAACGUCGCAGACCUCGCAUGCCCCUCAACAGGCGUCGCGCAAGUAUCUGUCCCGGACUUGGGCUUAGGCGCAGGUCCGCAUACAUAUUACUACGGAUCACCCUGGUUGCCAUUCAUCGCCCCGCCUUCGAAGAUCUUAUCCUCCGAUCCUUCUUGGUCGACAGGUUGUGCGCAUGUCGUGAAAUUUGGACCGGCUGAGUACGUAGGCUUGUUCGAUCCACCUAUUGCAUUGGUUCCGCAGCAGAACAUUGUCAACCCUGUGACUGCUGCGGCUGCUGCUGGUGCUACGGGUUCUCCAACACAUCCUGGCCAGUCGAUUGUGGCCGCUGUGCCAAAGAUUACGGCUGUUGCGGCUGCUCACGUACAGGAGCCUCCUGCUGAGAACACUGGGAUCGUGAAUCCUGGCAAGAAUGAUCCUGGAAGCAAAGACACCAGCAGUGGUAAUAAUGACCCUAAGAGUACGAGCAGCGAUAGGAGUGGCAAUGCGGGUAAUGGUAACGGCGACACUGGAAGCAAAGAUACCAAGAAUGAUGGGGAGGGCCAUCAACCAGCUGGCGGUGAUACCAACAAUGCCAAAGCAGACAAAGUUCCGAACAAAAGCAGUAGUGUUGCCGGUAACGGCAGUGGGGACUCCAACGGUGCGGGCAGCAAGAAUCCUGGUAGCCAAGAUUCUGGCAGCAAAAGUACUGGCAGCGAGCGCAAUGGAAACGCAGGGAAAGAUGGGAACACUGACGAUAGCGGUACUGGCAGCGGAAGUACCGGAAGCCAGGAGACUGCGAACGGCUCAGGUAGCGACAAAGCAGCUAGUGGCAAUCCCGGUAGCGGUGGCUCUGUCCGCAGUAGUACUCAUGCUGCCCAUACAGGUGCUGCCAAAAAAGGUAGUGACAAUAAUAGCUCUGGGAGCAAGAACGUAGGUGGCCAGAGUUCUGCUUCAAGCCCAAACACCGGCAAGGACGGUAGCUCUAGUGGUAGUGGUGGAGGCAAUACUGAGAACAAAGACGCUGCAAGACUAGGGACCGCGGGCGCACAGACUAGCAAUACGGAUGCUGGCGGUGACGACAAAAGCACGGACAUCAAUAGCGUGCAGGGCAAUAACGUACCAGCAAGUGGCGCCAAUGAUCAAGGUGCCAAAGCUGGCGGUGUAAACAACAGCAAUGACGUAGUCCAGUCUAAGGACCAUAGCGCAUCCCAAUCCAUUUCACAAUCUUCUGGUACUACUGGCACGAAUGAGAACUCGACGGACUCAUUAGGGAUGGACUCAUCAGGGAUGAACACAAGCUCUGAUAACGUACCAAAUGCCAGCACCGAGGGCAAAAACAAGCAAAACACCAAAGCCAGCGCCUUCGCAGAUCAAUUCUUUAGUCCUUACGAGUCUGGCGGGAAGUCUCAAUUGGCCGGCACAUCAAAGAAUCAGCCCACGAAGGAGAAUACUCAUGGUUCCAAACAGCUUGACUACAACCCUUCAUCACUAGGUGGAAAGGCGGCGGGGUCCUCAAAUGAUGUAUCAAGCGGACAGGAAGGAGACAGAGAAAGCCCUGCGUUCAAUUCAUCGGAGACGGCAAGUCCCAUAAAUUCGGAUUCAAAGGGGUCUGAUGGUUCCGGAAGUGUUCAAGCAAACAAUACUGGGUCUUCUGCUGGUCCAAAUGGUACCAUACUCUCUGGCAAUGGCCCUCCGAACAGUACAGAUACAGGAUCAGCACAACCAAGCGGCUCGGCUGGACCAGGGAAUGCUUCUACCUCAACUGUGGCUUUCAUGGGUGUUGGCGACAGAGUGGUGACUAGCCAGACUUUGUCAUGGACCUUGAUUUUCUUAAGCAUAAUUCAUAUCCUACAAUUCACACCUUAA